AUGGGAAGAAAGAAGAAUAAACAGAAGAAAAUAAAAUCCAGCUCCAGUUCUACUAAAGCCCUCUCCAAGCAUUCGGAAGAACUUAAUAAGUCCACAAUAAAGCCUGUUGAGCCUAGUAAAACCACUAAAAUCCAAGAAAAAACUUCAGAAGAUUUGAAAAAAUGGAUCGAAGAAUUAAGCCAGUCACUAGAAGUGAUUAAAGCUCUGCAGGAUAUAGCCUCUUCUUCAGGAGAAUCAGUUAUUGUAAAAAGACACAAAGUAAAAUGGUGGGGAUCCUUCAAGAACUCUACAACAGAAUUGGUUGUAAAGCAGAGGAUACUUAAAAAAGCCCAGUUCCCUGCAAUAUCUUAUGCUAGUAAAUUGGCCCUGCAAGGAGAGUCUUCAUUUGGGGCUCAGAAGGCCCAAUGCCAAGCUAUGCUCUCAUCAGCUAAAACUUCUGAAGAAUAUAAAAUGAUAUGUCAACAGAUGUUCAGCCAAUUGGGCUCAGGAGAAACAAUAAAGUCUGAAGAAAUAAAACAGGAAAGAAAGUCCAGUAGUAAAGAAUCUUCAAAGCAUUCUUCCAGUAAAAAAGCUCUAAAGAAAAAGUCAAGCAAAAGAAAGCCUAAAAAACAGUCAAGUUCGGAAUCGGAGUCGACAGCGUCAAGUACGUCAUCCUCCAGUAAAACUUCGGCAUCUUCUUAUUGUGAUAGCAAUGAAGAUGACUGUUAUGGAAUAUUACCAGCAAUAAGAAUUAAAAGCAAGACAGACAAAGUAAAAGAAAAGGGAAAGAAAAAGUAA
Molecule: messenger RNA, 777 nt
Organism: Manihot esculenta (cassava)
Lineage: Eukaryota; Viridiplantae; Streptophyta; Magnoliopsida; Malpighiales; Euphorbiaceae
Exons: 2
Coding region: 1-777 (258 amino acids)
Source: RefSeq, a predicted model, not a curated record